AUGAAUCCACGUGCAAAAACACAGAAAAUAUUUAUUGAGCAGCUUUAAAUUGGUGCAUUUUUUUUCAUAAAAGAGUUUGCAUAAUACUUGAAGCUGCAAAAUAUUUGAAUUUAAAAUUAGAGAUUUUUUUAAAGAUGUAGCUUCAAGCUGGAAUGGUUUGAUAAUCAAAUAAGGACCAGCACAUCAUAAACACUGAAAAAAAUCUAAACAGAAUUUACACUCUCACACCAACCAAACACUGGAAAAAUUACAAGUGCAAUUACUGGCUGCUAUGUGAACUGUUACCUACCAAACGGUUUUCCUACAGUACUGAGAUUUUUGUCUCCAUACUGCAUGCUUUCAACAAAUGUGGUUUGCAUUUCACCCAGGAAACACAGAAUCUCCUUUUUAAUAUCUAUAUAAAAAAAGCUAAGUGUUUGACAAUAAGUUCUCUAUAGUAAAUAGCUGACAGGGAAAAAACUGUUCAAAGUUCAAAACGAAUAGAGAUUUAUAACCCCGCAGCGGUAAAAUUCAUAUUAAAUUCAUAAAUUGGAAAACCACAGAUGGAGAAGAGAUGGGUUUUGGAGAAAGGCAAGAUGGUAGAUUGAAUGAAGAAAACUUUGAAGUGAGUAAGAACUGCAUGGGAGAGAUGAUUUUUUGAAUGUUUCUUAAAAUUUAAGGCAAUAACUUGUCAAAUAGCACUGGGAGAAUGGGAGAUCCGGAGGUGGCCUGAGAGGUCAGGAAAAGAGAACUCAUGAUGUGCUGUGUUUAGUUAUCUCUUCAAGAAGAAAGAGGGGCUUGAAGAAGCGGAUGUGUAGACAAAUGUGAUAAACAGAGAUGUAGUUGUAAAUAGGUAUUUGGAAAUUAUGGCAUCCUUCCAGGUGAAAUAAAAAAAUGCUGAGAGUAGCUACCAGGAAGCAAAAAUGGCACAACCUCAACCCACAGAAGUAGAUAAACAGUCAAGAACAUGGAUCACCUGAACUGCAAGAAAAGUUUUUGGCAAAGCACAGAUUGAAAAAAUGAAGGUUGAAAAAAGUUGUUUAAGAUGGAGAAUGCUUAGAUAAUCCAAAAAGAUUAGGCUUUUCUUUCAAAGCGGGAAAAGAGGAUUGUUUCAGAGCUGGAAAGGCAAUAUGAAAAAAUAGAUUAUUUUAAUUAUUUCUGGAAUGUUGCGGCAAUCAAAGUAUCAAGAGCACAAUAUUAAAAGAUAACUUUCUCCUCCCUCACAUUUUUUUGAAAAUCAUCUUUUAUUAAAAGGGCUACAUAGAAAAGAAAGCUACAGAGAAACAGGUCUGCUCCCACAGACACACUGAACUCCAACAUGAAUAUAAGGUAGAAUAAGAUACAAUAAUACAUCACAGAAAGUGGAAAUUAUGAUUGAAAAAAAUAACAUAAGGCAAAGAACAAUCAUGGCAGCACAAAGAAAGCUGAGGAAAAGAUUUGUCACGGCAACGGAAUAUCUCACUGCUGAAGGUGCAGGAAGCAGCCUCAGAAGCCGCCAGUUUUCUCAGAUAAUUUUUAAGCUCUGAAGUAAGACCAGAGCUGUGCUCUUCACAGAGAAUCACCGGACAAGGUCAUUUACCUGCAGCAGGAGCCGAGGCACUCCACAAGAUUAAUUCAGUCAGAUGCAGCAAACUGGCUUGUGCGAGGGUCUGAAUAACCCUGUGUCCUGAUACAAAGCACAACUUACAUUGGGAACAAGGACCGUGCAGAAGUCUGGAAACUGAAUCCCCAAAAGAAUGUAUCGCUCACAAUGUGUUGUUCAAAAGGAACGAGCAUUUAGAGAAUGUGUUUUCAAAUAGAGGUUUGUCAUGUUUUAGUUAAAGCUUUUAGCGAUGUGAUGACAGAAUGUGGGAAAAUGAGGCCUUCACUGCAGAAGGAGUUUUGGCAUUGCCCUGAAGAGAAGGACUACAAGAGGAGUUAAACAGAGCUGGAGAUAACCAAACCAGGUGCUGAUGAAGGAACAGAAAGUGGAAAGUGUGAUUCACUCGGCAAAGAAACACUUUCUUGGCGUAGACAUGGUUUUGCUCAUUACUUCUUUGGGGAGGAAAGUAUAAGCCCAAAUGUUGGAUGGUCGGAGCACGUGGCUGCAGCGGUAAGCGCACUGCAGAGAUGGGGGAUGGUCUUGUUACAAACCAGAAAAGGAAUUAGAAGAUGCAAGCAUACCUGAUGAACGAGUAAACAGUGCUGAAGAAAAGAAUUUAAACCUCAGAAUAAAAAAGCUGGAGAAGCUGGAGCAAAAACUGAAAGGUGUUCUAGAGGACUAUGUGGAAUCAGAUUCUGUCCUAAGAAAUAGGACGAAAGAGCUGGAGCUGUCACACAGAACACUUCUUGUGAUGAUCAAUCAACUAAAUGUGAAGUUGCACCAGGUUGAAAAUGCAAAUGUUCGUGUUAAAGGGAAACUGCGAAACAUUCAGAAGGACCUGAUCAGCUGGGUUGAAAACCAAGAAAAGUCAGAGAAGAAGCAAAAGGAAAAAUUACAUUGGCUUCAGGAGCAGCUGAAGACAAAAGAAGAUGAAUUAAAAAGCCAGUCAGAGUAUUUUGAGCACUACAAGCAAAGGCAGAGACAACACACAGCAGCACUGAGAGAAAGGGAAUGUUACCUUCGGGGUGAAGUAUCUAGGCUAGAAAAGCAAGUCCUGGAUCUUAAUGCCCGUAUUGCUCUUUUGACAUUUGAGUUAGAAGAGGGAAUGGUGCAGUACCUCCAGCAGAAGCUGGAAUCAGCAUACAGUGGGGCUCAGGGCUAUAAACACUCUGAUGUGGACUUAAAGGAAUUGAAAAGUUGCAUUGAAAAUGUGGAGCAUGACAUGAAAAGCCACCUCGAGGUAUUUCAGCAAAAUCUGGAGUUCUUAAGGGAAAAAGAGGAGGACAACAGAAGAGAACAGGCAGACCUGCUGACUGAACUCCAGUGCUCUCAGGACACCGAAGACUUUCUCAGAAGAAAACUGGAAGAAUCUUGCCAUCAUGUUUAUUGUCUGAAAUUGUCUGAAAUCAAACUACAGGAAAAAAUAGAACAGCUUUUGGAUGAAAAUAGAGCUUUAAAAGAUGAAGGUACAGUGAAGUCAAAAAAGAAGAAAGAAAAGGACUCACAACUUACAAGACUGGAGAACAGAGACAACAGUCCUGACCUGAAUGGAGGUCUAAUCCAGGAUGACGUUCAAAAUCUGAAAUGGGGAGCAGUCUUGGAUUCACUCAGAGGCAGACCUAACCAAACUCCAGCUGUGCAGCUACACGGUAAAGAGUCUGGAACACCAGGAUGCAGCCGUGAUGGGCUAAAGCAGAUGGAGGAGCUACCAGUAGAACUUCUACCAGUUUUGGAAGACAAUUCCAGUACCUUUGCAAAAGUUGCUCGUCUAGCUGAGAUUGAGCAGGUCACCCUUGGAACAAAGAGGGCAGGUACUCUAGAAGAUGGUUUCACUUUGUUCAGAUGUACCCCAAGUUAUUGUGCAGCAAGACGGCUUCCCCCUUGCUCUGAGGAGUUAACUAAUGAUGAGACAAGUAAGGGAAACAAAGACAAAGAAAAAUUUUUUCUCUUGAAGGAACAAGCUGUAAAUCUACCUGUAAAGAUGUUCCCUGUUUCUGUGGUUGACACUCUGAUGGGGAAGAGGAGGCUCCAGCUUACCUUGUUAGAACCUGAAAGCUACCACGUAUCAGCUGGCACCACUGUGAAGAGCGUGAGGAGUUUGGGUUUCUGUGAGGCAAAUACCCAUCUUGGCUCUGAAAGACUCUGCCUUGUUGCAGAAGGAAGAUUUUCUGACAAAGCUUCUGCACUUCUUUGUGGAAAGAUGCCUUGCACUGUGACUGAAAUUUUUGCAUCAUCUCUAGAAAAAUACAGUAUGGAAAAACAUUGGGAAGGCAAGCGAAUUCUGCCAAAAAGCAUAAGUGAAAAUAAAUGUCUGGAUAAAGUUGUUGAUCAUGGAAAUUAUCACCAAAAAAACUUUAGAGGGAGAGUUAAAGCAGAAGAAAUACAGAACAAGGAAGCCCAACCACAACAGGAGAUAUGUCUUCCUGAGGAAAGUUCAGGGGGUUUAAAGAAAACUGAAUUAAUCAGGCCUAGGAAGCAAGGAAUGGAAGCCAAAGACAGCCUAGGUAGCCCACAGGAUGUCCGAAAUGUAUCUGUUGAUUUUAAAGACUUAAAGAAGUACUUCGAAGGGAGCGCUGAACUAAUGGAGAAGCAAGGAAACCUCUCAAAAAUCUGCAUCUCUGAUGUGAAUAGGGUAUAUAAUGGAGAAGGCAUAAUCCAAGUGGAGGAGAAAGGAGAGCAAACUCAGAAACCAGCUCACCAAACAAACCCUUCCAACAGUAUUGGCCUGGAAGAAAAGAAAGACCAGACUCGGAAACUGUGUGAACCAAAGAAGAAUUUCUCAUGUCAAAAAAUAGCUGCUGAAAACAUGCAACAUGCAUACUCCCAGAAAUUUUUUUGGUCAGAAGAGAGAUGUCUGCUAAAUAUACUGUCUGCUGUGCAGGACGGGGCUGUGUGCUUAAGCAAACUCUUCCGGCAAGGGAGCAAUUCUUGUGAAUGUCUGUCUCAUCUUCAUCUCUCACCACUGGAAGCUGGUAGUGAACGUCAUGUGAAAAUAUAUGCGCUGGAAAAAGUGGUGGCUGUGUGUUUUCAGAGGAUAUUUCUACUGAUGGAAGAGAAUGAAAAUUAUUCAAAAAAAGUCUGUAUAUUACAACAGGAGAAUGAGAAAUAUGCCCAGAUGAUGUGUGCACUGGAAGAGGAAAUGGAUGCAUAUUUUCAAUACAUUUUAGCGGUAGAUGAAGCUAACAUUGUUUCAUUCCAAAACUUACUUAAUGAGGAAGAAGUUGCUGGUGGAUGUUAUAUUAACUUAUCAGAAGAAAACACCAUGAGCCCGAGAACAUUUUUUGUUGAAACUUCUAAGAACCUCUCAUAUGUUGAAGAAAGAAACGGGAAUUCUGAAAAAGAUUCAUUGACAAUUGCAUCAAAUAAACUUCCCAGGAGCGUUUUAUCCCUGGACGGAAGGAAAGUGAGAUCUUUCCAGCUGCUUUCUGUCCUGAAAGAAGAAAGAAGCAGAUGCUUCAAAGAAAUAGCUAAAUUAUUGCAAGACAAGGAGAACUAUGUAGCAAAAUAUAAUGAAUUAAUACAGGAGAGAGAGAGGAAUUUACAAAGAAUAUCUCUCUCAGAAGGUGAAAAAGAAACUUUAUUGGGAUGUUUGGCAGAGGUGAAGUGUGAACAAGACAAAUACAGGGCCUUGGUUUCAGAACUUCAGGAAUGCAAAAACAGCUGUUAUCAAACUAUUUCUGAUUUACAGGAGGAAAAAUGUGUACUAAAAAGAGAAAUAGACAGAAUAAAGAAAGAAACUUCAGAACAGCUUGAUGCAUUUCAGAAAGCAAAUGCAAAAUUUAUUUUAGAAAAUAACAAAUUGAAAGAAUUAAUGUCUUCUUUGGGUUUCAGCUAUGAAGAGCUGAGAAAAGAUACAAGUUUGGGAGCAAAGGAAAAGAUAGUAAAACUAGAAGAAAGUCAACAACAUGGUCUUAAGCCAAAGAAAGUUGAAACAACAUGUAGUGUAACUCAGACUGGAGAAGGAGGAGUUCUGGUUAUAGAGCCCUCAAACUAUCUUCCUGGAAAAGAGGGCAGCAUGUUUGAAAGCUACAGUGUGAUGAAAGACCAAGUCGAAAAGGCAAAAGGGGAACUAAAAAUGCAGCAAAAGGAAUUAGAAAAAUCAAAAAAAGAGGCUCAGAAGUGGUACAGAGAACUUGGCUUUGCUGAAACAAGGUACGAAGAAAUCAAAAUCCGUUUGACACAGGCUCUCUCAGAAUUAGACCAUCUUAAACAAGAAGUUGGGGAAAAAAUGCUUGGAAAGCAGAACUGGAAAUUAAUGCCUGUGUACACUGUGGAAGAUGCCCAUGAAACAGAGGAAAAUAAAAUAGCCAGUAAGAGAUUACAGCAGCAAGUGCUGACCUUGAAAGCCCAGCUCAGGGACCAGGCUGCAUUACAAAAUCAGUUUCGUGACUUGCAGAAUGAAGUGGAACUCCUUCAGGCUCAGUUGGGUGAAAAGGAAAAAGAACUUCAGAAGAGAAAGUCUGAAAUGAAGUUGGCACUAGCUCCACUGAAGGCUAAACUGGCUUCUCUCACACGCAAGUGCCAGGAAAGGAACAGCUUCAUUAAAAGGUUGCAUGGCGAAUGUCACAGGCAAGGAAUUAUUAACUCUGCUUUUGAUGAAGAGGUGAAAAACUUGGUGAAUGACGUGGCCCUGGCCGAGUACACAGCCACCUUUACACCAGUGUGUGACCAAGAGGUGCUGCCUUCUUCCACAGACCUUUCAGAGGCCAAUGGGCAGCCAGAGGGUCAUGAGACAAGCAUCAAAGGGAACGGGAUGACUGGGUCAAUACCUGCAGACUCUCAGCAAGAGGUGGAUAGCAUCCAUAGCUCUUGCAUCACUCCAAACAUGUAUGCUGGUUCUCCUAUCAAAUUAACAAGCCCAGAGAGGAUCAUAGCCUUGCAUCGAGAACUAAGGCAAAACCAUUGCAAAAAUUGCCAGAUACCUUCGGUUGUCUCCUCCAAGUCAAAUCCCAAGGCUGACUGCAACCUGCCCAUGAUCCAUGAGGAACCCCCUUGGCCUCUGCUGUCAAGGAUGAAGGAUGCACUGGUGCCUCCGGAGCGUAAUGCUUUCUGGGCCACACAGGGGAGGGAUCGGUUGUUGAAAUGUGAUGAUGUAUAUUGGGGUCAAAUCGGAAAUCAUCAUGCAGGUGCUAUUCCCCAGGGAACGAAACAGAGAAAUGCCGUUAUGAAUAAGGCAUGGCCCUCUAGAGAAAAAACAGAUGGCUCAACCUCAGCUACCACAGCAAAAAGCUAUUUGUCAGACGUGUUGUCAGCAAGUAAUAAAGGUCGAAAUCCUGUGGGGAGAAAUCAGCUACACAGGAAAGAAUAAAACCCGCAGAAAUAAAACAAGGUAAAGCAUCUUAGCAAUGUGAUUUCCCCAUUGUUACAGAUGUACUAAAAACUUUGUAAAACAAAGAUAUUUUUCUGUUUAGCAUGGUCUAGCAACUAGUUUGAGAUGACUGGAGAAAUUACAUGAAAAUAGCUGUCAUAAUUUCUGUGAUCAAAAUUUCUUUGAACAUUUGAGGUCACUGAAGCCUAUGGAUUUUUCAGUAGCCAGGCUGCCUCCCCGUUUUUUUUCUCACUGCUUUUUUAUGAUUUGCUUUUCUGUUAACUGAGACUGUGAAACAAUCUAUUAGAUAGCUGUUAUAUUUUAUGUAUAACCCAUAUCUGCGGUGUGUGGCGGCAAGUUCUGAAAGAACAUCGGCCUCACAUGACUGUUUGCUCUAGAAGUUAAGAAAAUGUGGUGUCACGGACUUCCUAGAAAUCCAUUUUACAGAAAUUGGUGGGUAGUUAUGCUGUUAGUGUUUCUUCAGUGUCUUGUAUUUUUUUUUAUUUUAUCUUUUUUUUUUUUUUUAAUAAGCUGACGUACAGCAGGAUACUCAAUGUAUUCCUGCAGAUGGUAGCACCUGUAAAAAGUUGUUACUUUUCAGUAACAAAUUGCAGCUUAACUUGAGUAGUUUUACUGGAUGUGUCCCUGAUCGCUUUCUUCAGGUGACCACUUGGGCAGCACGAGUGCAGUAAUGUCUGAGCUCAAGGGGUGGAUGGUUCAGACUGCACCCUGGGCUGCCAAAGCCCUACACCUACAACAGGGAGAAGGGGAUGCAGCGCCAGGCCACCUGCACUAGCACAGCUGUGGCAGUGCUUUCUCAUAGUCUGGCUCAGAAAUAGUUGUGUUCUGGGCUGCAUGAACCUUUAAUGGAUCUUGGUUAUGGGAGGGAGGAGAGAAGAGUGUCUGUGCCAGUACGUGUGUGUACUAACACCAGUUGACUCUGGGAAGUUUAACUGAGCAUAGUUGUAAAUUCCCCAAAACACUGAUUUAUACUGGGAUCCCACCAGAGUUAACACUUUUGGAAAACCUCCAUUAUUCACAUGUCCCAGUUAUCUUUAUUUUUAAUGACUUUUGUUAGAAAAGGGUGUUUUUAACACACAGUAAUAUGUGGCGCUGUUCCUGUGCUUUUCCUCUGCCACCAUUGAUUGCCCCAGCUGGUUCAUAGUGCAUUACUAUUUUGUUUGAUGCUGCUUUUUGGAAGCCAAAAUCAAAAUGACUGCUUUUGAAGAAAUAUUAAUGCACACACUCACACUUUUGGGGGAAACCUGUCUCCAUUUGCUCAGUAAGGUAGCAGUGCAAUUGCUUACAGCAGUAACUGAAUUGGUCUUCAUCCGGCAUGUCUUUAGUAAAUACACACCAGAUGCCAAAGGAAAUAGCUCCUGGAAGUGAUGUUUUGGAGCACUGUCUAAGCAGAGGAGACACCACUGAGGUUCCAAAAUCUGGGCUUCUGUUUUCAUGUGUCUUUUCUUCCUAAUACCUGCCCAGCACUUCUGAUAGUAGAUAUACCUGAUACCCAGCCACCAGCUGUCUUGUCAAAUGUUAAGAUACUUUGAUGUGCAAAACCACUCGUAAAUAUUUAACGUGGUAACUUUUACAUUGAUAAAAUGAUGCUUGAAGAGUUAGCACUUGCGAAAACUUUUUUGGAGCUUUAUCUUGCUGACAGUAAAAAAGCCUGGUAGUUCAGUCUGGAGGUCAGAUCAUAAUGCGUGAAGUGUGCUAGUAAAAUAUGGGUGUUAAUAAUACCCUGUGAUAAGAAGGUAGUAAGUCUUUGUUAUCCUAGUGUAGCUAUCUACUUUGUGAUUGAGAGCGUAGUAACUUACCAUGAAAUUAAGCCUUUCUCAGUCCAGUCCCUUUCUAUCAAAGGCAAGUAUGGUUUAUUUUAAACUAUCAGUCUUCGUUUUAAGCUAAUUAGGUUAUUUGGCCCCAUUCUUCCUUCUGCUGGAAUUAAUAAUUUUCUGAACAAGGGCUGCAGACACACACAGGUGUAGAUGGCAGACAGACAUUUGCAAGCAUAUUACCUGCACUGAAGCACCGCAAUGCAAAAUGGACUCAAGCAAUUCCUCAGGCAAAUGGAUUCUGUGCUGGCACUUUGUAGCUUUGCUUCACAAGUCAACAGAUCUCAGUUAAAAUCCUGCAGCUCCUUGUGUUUAUAAGUUGUUAAGACAUUCAUCCUACUAGAAAGCAUCGUUUAUAUUUGUGCAGGUGCCACAGUUGUCGUUUGGCCCACUGUUUUAGCUGCUCUUAAUUUCUCUUAAGUAAAAAUGUGAGAUUUCAGACACUGCAGUGGUUUUCUUUAAACCUCUGUCCUACUCCAUUUUUUCCCACUACUGAAUGGGCAAAUGAGAAGUGGUAGUCAGAUUAUGCCAAAUAAUGUGCCAGUUGAUGUACGAGAAGAUCAGAUGAUGCAUUGCACCAGGAAACAAGGUCCUUCAAAUUCUUUAAACACAGUCAUUUAUAGAAACCAGCUCCAAGAUGUACAGAGGCCGGAUGGUUUGUAUAUUGGUGUCCUGCCAAGCUGAGGUCCUUUGGGAUUCUGAGCUUGCUGAGUGACUCAUACAGAAUAAUUAAUAUCGCCCCGUAUUCUGUAAAUGGUUUAGGGUUUUAUGAAAUUGAGGGUGAUCAGUAGCAAUGUGCUUACAGCACACAUCUGAACAGUUGACUUGUGUUGAGUCACCUGUGAUCUGCUGUUUGUCAUCCAUCGACCCACCCAAGUCAAGCACAUUAUCCAUACUUGACUGAACAGUCAGGACACUUGGAAGGAGGCUGGAUGGCAGCAUGCUUCCUACCAACAGAUGUCACUGAGCCUGCUUCCCAUGCAGACUCUUCUGCUUACAAAGAACAGCACAGAAAACUCUUAGCUAGGAUCAGUAGUUCACAUCAAGUGAGUGUUUAUUAAUGUAUUCAGGCAAUAUAUGCCCAGUUCUUAUUUUCUGUACUUGAACUCUCCAGUACUAAAGUCAAAAUAUCUCAUUUUAGCAGCAAAGUAAUCUCUGUUCCCUCUAGUUUUAACAGAAGUAUUCCUCAGAAAUAGAAUAUAAGUGCAAUGCAUGGAAUUAGAAACCUGAAAUGGUACAUAGUGCUUUUUAAGGGCCAUGUGAAAAAUAAACUUCAAAAAGGAAACUCAUGGUGUACCUGAGCCUACAAAUACAUGGUAAAGUAGUUUGUACCCUCUUUGUAGGGAGGAACUGAAAUCUGACAAUCAGAAACCACUGAAAGGAAUAGCCAUUCUCGUAUGACAGGUAAAAAAAAGGGAAAAAAAAAAAAAAAAAGGAAAAAAGAAUUCAUAGCUUUCUCCCAACACUGAACAAGCAGGUUUAUGUAAUCAAAAAAACCUAAUAAUUCUCCUGCACUUGUGCUUCAUCUCUUUUGCUUUUCCCUGGUAGGAGAGGGAACCUACUGCCAGUUUUUAUGUUCAGAUGAAAAGAAACAGAAUACCUACAAUGACACAAUGACACCUCAUGUGUAUUUUAAAGAAAGUUCUCUUUAGUCAAUGCAAUUCUUGUAUUAGAUGACUACUUCUAUUCCUCUUAUUUUUCAGGAAAACAGCAUCCAUAAUAUUUAAAAAAAUAAUAAAUUGCUCUGUAUUUUGUCUACACUCACCUGUGCAUGCAGUCUUACUUAACUACCAAAAAUUCAUUAUAGAGGUUCAAAAGGUAAAGUCUGUUGCCAGUUACAUUUUAGAAACAUCUAAACAGACAUGGUUUGGUCAUAAUUGGUGGAAGGGUCUGCAUCCCUCUUUGAGAACUGGUCUGCUGGAGAAGGCCUGAAAGGCGCUGGAAACUAGGGAAGAAAUCAGGACUCAGUGUCUUUAAAGUAAGGGCCGAUGUCUGCUCUAGUUUCUCCUGGAGAUUAAACAUUUGUAGAAACUGCAGGCUCUGGAAGCCUGCCACUCCCCAUCUAUUGCUUAUCUUGUGCUGUGAAAAGCUUUUGUGCACAAUAGGGAUUUGAGGAUCAGAUCUGAUGCUCAGCCCAUGCUAACUUGGUACCCUACUCAGGACUGAUAUUUGUAUGGGUCAGAACAAAAACAAGUUGCCCAUGGUUAAACAUUCUGUAGUCCUUAAUAAAUUGUGUUUCUAUUUUUUGGGUAGCAAUUCUGAUUUGUAAAAACACUAAUGUCUUCUUAGUAGCAGCCUUUUCAUUUAGCCCUUAAGCUGAUGGAUAUUAAAGCUCCUAAUUAAAACCAGAUAAUGCAUGAAAGAUUUCUACAGUGCAGACCUUCCUCUUAAGGCCCGAUUAAACCAAGAAACUCCCACAUCUGUUUCUACAACUAUAUUCUCAGCAGGUCAGGCAGCUGGUAGCAUUGAUUUAAGUCCAUCUUUCUUGCAUGAGCUUUUUCUUGGGAAUAAAGAGAACACGAAAGGCUAGGACAGAAAAUGGAGUAUUUCAGAACCUUUGGCCUGUUACAUUUAGCUAGGAACAUUGUCUUUCCGCAAUCUGGGGCUCUGAUCCUGUCAGUCAGGAUAAUGGUGAACCCUAGAAUAAUGUGUUCAUUUACAUAUGAAUAUGUACAUAUUGUUUAUGUGCAUACACAUAUAUCUAUAUAUAAUUGCAUGGGGCUGACAUAAAUAAAGGUAGGAUAAAAUAAUGGGGAGAAGUCAUUUUCCACAGAUCUUUCUCUCUCUUCUCCCCUUCCCCCUUUCAUUUUUCCUCUCUCUGUUGGGAUUUGCUAAUAGCGGUAGGGACAUGAGAAGAGGCUGAUUUGUUUAUUUUUUUAAAAUUAUUAUUUUAAAGAGUGAAUUUAAACCUUAAGUUAAGAGGAAAUAAGACUAUGCAGUGGAAGUUCUGGUUGAACCUUGACUCUACUGCAGGUUAAAAUCCAGGUGUGUAUCAAUCUAUCUUCCCUUUCCCAAAUGCAUCAGUUUCCAUGGGAAGGCAGCUCACUCGUGCGCUCUGCCUGCCAGCCCGAGUGUAGAUGGGACCAGGGCAAGGGGGGGCACUCACCCUGGAGCACCUUAUCCUCCCCAUUGCCUCUUUUGCUGCUGAAAGAAGUGAUGAAAAAAGAUCUGUGGUUGUAUAAAAUAUUCUCAGCACAUUUUUGCCUUGUUUUUUUAUGCAUAAACUAUUGAACCUUUACUGGUUUGGAGUUAGGCACCAGCGAAAAUGCCAGGUUCCCACCGUGGAAGCUAGGCUGACUUGUGCCCGUGUUGAAGAUCUCUCGAACAUGUAGCCACUAUCCUAUUCCAUGCAAUACAACCUGUCUGCGUUUGGAAAGCUCAGUGCCAUGUGGAAAGUCCUGGAGAGAACAUGUUAUGGCUGGUGAAGCAAGCAGCCCUUAAAAAGAAGGGGGCUGGGGACGGGUAGGAAAAAAGAGCUGGAGGAUCCCAUUACAGAUGAUGGGUCAGGUUCACCAGGGUGCCACAGCAGCUCGGUUUCAGUCUGGUGAUCCAGCGCAGCUGGCUUCCCAGGCACUGAAACAGAAAUGCCCAAGCCAUUAGUGAAUCAGGUCAAGUAUCUAAGGAUGGAGAGAGAGAGUUCUUUUUGUGGUGGGUUACUGGGAAUAUUUCAUUGACAGUUACUCAGAAAUUAAGAUGUUAUCUGUUCUGCAUAGCCACUGAAUUUUUGGUCACAGUGUGAGAACGUCGGGCGGAGUAAAGGGGAAUUUCAGCAAAGGUUUCCUCAAAGUUCACUUGGGUCAGACUUGUAGUAAUUGUAUUUGGACAAGGUAGUGAGAAGCUUUCAAGCGCGCGGCCUUUCAGCAUAUGGCUGUCUGGCGAAGCCUUCUUCAAGUGAGAAGUUCCUGGAGCACAUUAUCGAUUUUUGUAACAGGGCUCCGAGGCUGAAAGUUGCGAGCUGUUCUUUCUCACCCUUAGUGAAAGCCGCAGCUAAAAAGGGAGGAUGUGGCCGUCUCUCGUUGCCCUCCCUUGCCCCCACCAUCUGCUGGGUGCUGCCUCUCUGCUUUCCCAUCUGUGGGCUGGGGACUCUGUCUCCCAGCAGCUGCAUCUUUGUUUCCAGCUGGCUGCAGACAGGCCCUGCUGGUGAGCAGGCUUUAGCAUCUUGGGGUGAGGGUGCCAGGCUGGAGAGUACCCCUCAUUUGCGGCUGUGCAGAGAGCUCUGCCUGGGGGGCAUAGGGCUGCUCUUGUCUCUCAGAGGAGCUGAUUUGUAGGAGAAACUGCACACCCUCAUGUGGCUGCUCUGUGGAGGCAAGGGGCUGCAGUCUGCUCAUCUCUGCCACCCUUACAAUUCCACAUGCCUUUUCGGUGCCAAGAUGCUGUGGUUUCCGAAUGAACAGUUAGUUAGAGAUCUUGUGUGGAUGGUGGAUCUUUUGCAAGUGGCUGUUUAUCGAUGAGCAGACAGGUUGUCUGAUGUACGUGAGCUGGGCAGAAAUAAAGAACAAAUCUACUUUAUAUGGCUCCUAUAUGAUCUAGAUACCUCAUUAUUUUGCAAAGCAAAAGUGUACUGUCUGCAUCCUAUAGCUGGUGAGAAGUGUAGAGAAGCCAAGGUCCAACGGCUUUAAUUAAGAGCACACUGAGCAUUAUCAACACUAAAUUAAGACAUGGUCUCCAGGAGGGCAAUUCCCAAGUCUGACCUGGAAGGUAGAGGCCUUGGUCGUGUAUUUUUUAUGAUGAUGGCUGCAGAGGUUUUCAUCCUCUAAUUUAUAUCUCAUAGGUCAUCACGGCUCUGGCUCUAUUGCCUCCCACCCACUAACAGAAAUUGCCAUCUCCUCAAACCUGUCAGUGCGGCUGUCAAGCGAUAACUCCCUGAAACCAUUUCUGUCAAAAUGAACCUGCUAAAGGGCAGGUGACCACAGAAUGAGCUCUGCAAGUAGUUCUGGGGAAAUAGCAGUGUGUGGCAGAUGGCUGGCUCUGAGUGAGUGUUUGAGAGAGGGUAUUGGAGGCAAUAACCUCUUCAGAUUUUUGAAACCUAAGAAACACAGCUGCAGCUGGUGUGGACAAGUAUCCCAGUGUGUUAGGUGAUAUGAAUUGCAUUCAGAAUAGAAAGUACCUUGUGUGAUGAUGCUUAGAAGAGCCAGAGAAAAUCACUGCUUGUUGUACCCGACAUGUGCAUCUUUCCCAGAGCAGCAUGUUCCUCUAGUCCCCCCCUUUAGAUAUCUCCGUGAACCUGGGAUUUGCACUGACUUUUGCAUGCGGACGGACAAUUGACUCGAUGCUUCCUGGUUCUUCUCGGGUGACACAACAUCUUUACUAGGCUACAGAAUUAAGCUCUUUAUUGCUUACAGCUCAGCCAGCUUUGCAGACCCUCACAGCAGUGACUGUCAGAUGUCUGGCUGCCAGGCAGGGAGCUUGUUAUCACGUGUUUAGGAGCAAAACUUAAUUCAUGCUGUAGGGAGCGUGAUUCCUUGAAACAUGUAUGUCUGAAUUAGUGUCCUGGGGUCCCUGACAAUCAUGAAGAGAAAUCAGCACUUGAUCUAUAGGACAGGAUCCACCUCAUCUUAAUGUAUAUCUAAAAUAGGCAAGAUGAUCUGCAUUCUAGGGGUGCCUUUUUCAACUCAGACUAUGAAGAUGAGUGGAGAGGGACUGCCUCAGAUGUCAGCUCUACACUGCAGAAGAAAGGGAGGGUGAUUCCCACCUAAGGUACUGUGACCAAGGUCAUAUGGAAUUUGGUUGUGGCAAUUCGGUAGUGCCUUGCAGGACAAAGACUUGAAAUCUUCCUCCUGUAUCCUAGGUGACUGCUUUGAACACUGGACUAGCUUUCUUGUAAGAGACAAUGGACAUUAACACUUGGGAACCUCUCUUUUGUGUUGUUCUAGCUUUUUUUUUAAUGUUCUGCCUGAGGACUUAAUUCUUGGUACUUAUACCUUGGAUUAACUAUAUAGUUUUGUCUUAAUUUAUAGUCACCAACUCUGGAUUCACUGUAAGAUACUGAGGUACCAGUUUGUAAGUAUAUUAAAUGGGAAAUAAAGCAUGUAUGUAUAUCUGCAGGCUUGUUGACCUGACAAAUUCUCCUGAGGCCCCAGGAGAUCAGAGACACCAUUCAUCGAGUGAGGCAUUGAGCAUAUGCCAGGUCUAGUGCUAAUACUUGGGAGCUUUUGCAUAAAAAUAAGCCGGAUUCACGGUUCUGUGUCUGUGAAAUGUGUGCUUCUCCUCAGCUGCACAUGCUUCCUUUUGAACAGUGUAAAUGAGGACAGUGCAGAAGAGAGGGCAACAACUUAUAAAGCAGUGUAUUCAAACACAUGGUUUCAGCCCGAUCUGUGGAGAGUUUUCUUCCCUGGAUUAGUACCUGCAGUGCUGCCAUUCUCCUGGGAAGUCACAUAAGCACGUGUGUUUCCUUCAGAGGGCUUCUGACCUCUUUUGUGGUGUUCUUCUUAAUUUCUGUGUCCUAAGUAAGGUGAUAUUAAAACAAAUCCUUGUUGGUAUGCUUACUUGGGAGCUUUACAGAGUGUAAAGGAGGGGAAGUAGUUUCUGCUGCUCCUAAAUUGAAAGUAAUCGUUCAAAUUCCUGCAAGUCUCCAGAAGAUGACAUGCCUGCUUAAGAAUGAGCACUGCUCUUUAGAGUGGCAAACAGGAUGCUGGGGACAGAAAAUGUGAUUGUGAGGACACAUCUUUCACUUUAAUAAACUAUUUUGAGAAGGCGGCUCUGCCUCAGUUUAAUAGGAGUCCUUGGGAAAAAAAAAAU
Messenger RNA from Falco peregrinus (peregrine falcon), 15442 nucleotides. It is a transcript of the gene JAKMIP1, whose product is annotated as janus kinase and microtubule interacting protein 1. Lineage: Eukaryota; Metazoa; Chordata; Aves; Falconiformes; Falconidae. The coding region runs from base 2313 to 6869 and encodes 1518 amino acids. The transcript is spliced from 14 exons. The record is from RefSeq and is a predicted model, not a curated record. Gene Ontology annotation, molecular function: microtubule binding; GABA receptor binding; kinase binding.